CUGGAUUCCGUCCCAGCAGAUCUGUUUUCUGCUCUGUAGCUUCCUGCAGUAACGCUGAGCAUCAUUAGGGGAACUCAGCUGCCAUUGGACUGUAUAUCAAAGCAAAGGCUUUGGAGAUCUUUUCAGUUAAAACAAUAAUGACUUUCUUGAAAUGUAAUCCCAGUGGAGCUUGUUUUCUGUGUUGCCUGGAAGAAUCCUUACCUACCAUCAACAGAUCUUCAGAGACCCCAUAAAAGCUUCUGUUCAUCAAGCAACUGAGUGACUCUUGAGUUAUUCACGGGGACCUUAAGAACUGUGGGUAUCAAUUUACCUGGAAAAUUCAACCACUGCCACUCAGGACUACUGCUGAAAUACCAUGUCUAAGAACUCUGAGUUCAUCAACCUGUCAUUUUUAUUAGAUCAUGAGAAGGAGAUGAUCCUGGGAGUCCUAAAGAGAGAUGAAUAUUUGAAAAAAGUAGAGGACAAGAGAAUAAGGAAGCUGAAGAAUGAACUCCUGGAAGCGAAACGCAGAAGUGGGAAGACUCAACAAGAGACCACCAGGGUCUGUGCCCACUGUCAGAGAAACCUGGGCUUGAUAUUCGAUCGGGGAGACCCGUGCCAGGCCUGCUCCCUCAGAGUGUGCAGCCAGUGCCGGGUCUCAGGCCUUGAUGGCAGCUGGCGGUGCACCAUCUGUGCGAGAGUCGCGCAGCUAAGGAUUGUAACUGGUGAGUGGUUUUUUGAAGAAAAGGCAAAGCGUUUCAAGCACGUCAAUGUUCUGGGCACUGAUGUUGUCCGACAGUCCAUCUUAAGAAGAAGUCCAGGAGAUGGAGAAAUACAAAGCCAAGAACAAACCCGCCAAAACACAGAAAAGUCAGAUGCUUUGCCUUCUGCUGGGCAGAAGGCCAGCCACGAUGGACCCAGGAGAAAGGGAUUUCUUCUUAGCAAGUUCAGAUCAGCAACCAGAGGAGAAAUCAUUACUCCCAAAACUGAAAGUGGGCGGAGCUACAGCUUGGACUUAGACAGCCACAAUUUUCGGAGUUUAAAGUCAGCGCCUGGUUCUGACAGGGGAAGCACUGGUUCAUCAGAUUUCAAUGAGCCAGAAGCUGGUCCUGGAACUCCGAAGAGUGUCCGGAGCAAUGGCAUGACCCCAGGCACUCCGAGGUCACCGGCCCCCAGCACCCGCAGCGUGACCUCAGUCAGCAGUCGAGAACGUGGUUUUGAAAAUUUCACCGAUUUGGCUGCCAUUGAAAGCACCUCUGAGGACCUCACAAAGACUCAUCGCCGAAAACCUUCCAGCACACCAUCCAUAGCAGUGUCCCGGGCCUCCCUCUCCUCAGACCGGAGUCGAUCUGAGUUAGAUUUGAGUGGGUCAUUUACAGAAGACUUAGAGGAUACUAUAAGCAUAAGGAGCAAAUCUGUCCCUGGAGCUUUGGACAAAGACUUGGAUUCCUUAGAAGAGAUGGAAGAUGGCAUUGAUGACUUAGUGUCCUCCCGGUUUUCUUCAAAUACCCACAGUCUAGCGAGUGGCCUGUCAACAACCAGCCUGAACAGCAUGAUGAGUGUUUACAGUGAGACAGGAGACUAUGGCAACGUGAAGGUCAGCGGGGAAAUCCUUUUGCACAUCAGCUACAGCUAUGAAACUGGCGGGCUCUACAUUUUUGUCAAGAACUGCAGAAAUCUGGCCAUAGGAGAUGAAAAGAAACAGAGGACAGAUGCUUAUGUCAAGUCAUAUCUUCUUCCUGACAAGUCCAGAAAUAACAAGCGCAAGACCAAAAUAAGAACAGGCACCAAUCCAGAAUUCAAUGAAACCCUAAAGUACACCAUCAGCCAUGCCCAGCUGGAAACGAAAACUCUGCAGCUCUCAGUCUGGCAUUAUGAUCGAUUUGGACGGAAUAGCUUCCUGGGGGAGGUGGAGAUUCCUUUUGACUCAUGGAACUUUGAAAAUCCAAGUGAUGAGUGGUUUGUGCUUCAACCCAAGGUGGAAUGUGCUGCUGAUAUUAGCCUUCAGUACAAAGGAGAGCUGACAGUCAUGUUACGUUACAUACCACCAGAAGAGAAACUGAUGCCUCCACUAGGACAAUUUCAAGGAAAGAAGACCUUUAAACGAGGAAAAAAGAAGGAUUCAUCUAUCGUCUCUGGAGGAAUCCUAGAAGUGUUCAUCAAAGAGGCAAAGAAUUUGACUGCGGUGAAAUCAGGAGGCACUUCUGAUAGCUUUGUGAAGGGCUACCUGCUCCCUGAUGAUAGCAAAGCCACCAAGCACAAAACUCUGGUAAUAAAAAAGAGUCUGAACCCUCAGUGGAAUCAUACUUUCGUGUUCAGUGGCCUGCAUCCCCAGGAUAUACAGCAUGUUUGCCUAGAACUUACCAUCUGGGACAAGGAGGCCUUUUCCAGCAACAUCUUUCUGGGAGGAGUUCGUUUGAAUUCUGGAAGCGGUGUGAGCCAUGGGAAGAACGUGGAUUGGAUGGACUCUCAAGGGGAAGAGCAGCGCCUCUGGCAGAAGAUGGCGGACAAUCCCGGAACUCCUGUAGAGGGCGUACUCAUGCUCCGUGCCAGCAUGGGGAAGAGCAAGCUCUGAAGGUACCAGCUCUCCAAAGUGAGGCCUCCCGGGACUGUCUGGUUGUUAUUUCCUACCAGUGGUAGGCUCACGACGUGGAGUCGGCUUCCUUGCCAUUUCUCACCUGAGCCUGUUGGGACAUAAGGGGAGAGACGUCAAUGUUAUGAAUAGCUAGGAUCUUGCCAGCUGUCUUAUAAAAGCAUGUACUCUCUAUGUCCACAGGCUAGGGCUUUUUUGACUGGAUGAUAAAAAGUAUGCCACAUGGUCCUGUUAACAAACGCAUUGUGCAGUAACUCAUGGGCUUUAUCGCAUAGGGGAAAUGGCAUAUGUUUAUUUGAAACUACAGUUGAGAUUGGGAGUCCCCCAGCUUCUUCUAAUUGUGAGUGACUUUAGGUUUUCUCAAGGUUGAAGGGAAAAGGGAACCACUUGGAACGUAGGCCUCUUGUAGAGUAAGAAGGGAUACUGGCUACCCUUUCCUCACCCCGGAAUCCCCAUGAGCCAAAGAAGGCACUGUGGGCAUGGUUGCUCGGGAAAGAGGGUGGUCCUGUUGUUGUAGCUAACUUGUGGAUUAGCUGGGUGAAUUUUCAAGAUGAACUGAGGUUUUUAUUUUUGUGGUGACUGUGUAAUUGAUACUCUAAGUCAUCCCAUUUUGGGGAGUGAAGAGACCUAAAUCAUUAUACCAGGACAUCAGAUGUAAACCAGGACUGACCUGGGAAAACUGGGCUGUAGGGUCACCCUUAUUAUGACCUAGCUAUUGAGAGAGCUGUGUUGUAAACAUUUAUAAAAUGUUCUAAGCCAUUAACUAAAAGGGAAUAAGAAGCAAUGCACAUUUUUGAGCCCCUACUUGUAUUACAUCUGCUAUAUCCUGUUGCUCAAAGGAAGUCACAUGGCCAAGCCCCAAAUCAAGAGGUAGGGAAAUAUACUCUGCUCACACUGGAGCCAUGGCAAGAGUGAGGGUGCUGGAAGAGAUGAAGGAUUGUGGCCAAUAGUUCCAUCCCACCUCUGUCACUUGGAAAUGCAGAGGCUUUAGCCACCAAACUUAGAUGCAAAGGGAGUUAAUGCUGACAAGGGACCCUGGACCUGUUCCUCAUUUUGCACAGUCCAAAUCUGAAGCCCAUAGAGCAAAGAUAACUUGCCUAAGAUCAUAUAAAAUCUGUGAGUGUAUCUGGACUUAAAUACAGGGUGUAACUUCUAAGCCAGUGUUCUGUCGACUGUGGUCUUCCACUUGGCAUGAUCCUAUGCUAAUCGUGAUGGGCAAGAGCACAUAGAUGGCGGGAGGUGGAGUCAAGUCCAAAUGUUUGUAUAUGAAUAUACUUGACAGUCUUCUUCUGGAGUCAUAUUCUAGCCUCUCAGCUCAUUUUUUCACUUGAAUUCAUGUAAAAUUCCUUAAAAGGGUGGAUACUGAAUUUUAGUAGUAGGAAAGCUAGAAUCAUCUUCAGGUAGCUAAUUCUUCCAUAUUCGAAAUUUCUUUUUGAAUUUUGAAAACAGAUUUAAGAAUAUAUUUACCAUUAUUCUUAGUAAGGUGAAUAGCAAUCCAUAUUGACUGUUAUUCAGAAAUAGGCUAUCCAGUUCUAGGAAAUGGAAGUUAUUAGUUUAGUGUAGCUUAGUGCAUAUGAUACAAUUUUUUAAACUCACACCUGUAUCUCUAUGUUGCCCUUCUUAAAAACAGAAAACAAAAACUGUACGAUCAUCACUACUUCCUAUAUUGGAAGAAUAAAUGUCUUCAGACUUGA
Messenger RNA from Capra hircus (goat), 4266 nucleotides. It is a transcript of the gene SYTL5, whose product is annotated as synaptotagmin like 5. The transcript is spliced from 16 exons. Gene Ontology annotation, cellular component: exocytic vesicle; plasma membrane. Gene Ontology annotation, biological process: intracellular protein transport; exocytosis. The coding region runs from base 356 to 2554 and encodes 732 amino acids. Gene Ontology annotation, molecular function: neurexin family protein binding; small GTPase binding; phospholipid binding. Lineage: Eukaryota; Metazoa; Chordata; Mammalia; Artiodactyla; Bovidae. The record is from RefSeq and is a predicted model, not a curated record.